Brassica rapa (field mustard) is the source of this 891-nucleotide messenger RNA. RefSeq names its product ubiquitin-conjugating enzyme E2 variant 1D. The record is from RefSeq and is a predicted model, not a curated record. NCBI's taxonomy places the organism in Eukaryota, Viridiplantae, Streptophyta, Magnoliopsida, Brassicales, Brassicaceae.
UGAUAGAAUAUAUAUUUCUGGGGACUAGGAUUGAAAAUUGAACUCUUUUUCCAUCGUCCCUCACACAUAUAGAGCUUUCUGUCUUUUCACCAGAUUCUCCUCCUUAGCUCAUCUCUCGGCGCGAUCAGAUCUCGAAAAACACUAAAUCAUAUCGAAUCCACAACAUGACUCUUGGCGCUGGAGGAUCGAGUGUUGUUGUUCCAAGGAACUUUCGGUUGCUGGAGGAGCUUGAACGUGGGGAGAAAGGUAUUGGAGAUGGAACUGUGAGCUAUGGAAUGGAUGAUGGAGAUGACAUUUACAUGCGCUCUUGGACUGGCACCAUCAUCGCUCCUCACAACACUGUUCAUGAAGGUCGGAUCUAUCAGUUGAAGCUCUUUUGUGACAAAGAUUACCCUGAGAAACCUCCCACCGUCCGCUUCCAUUCACGUAUCAACAUGACUUGUGUCAACCAUGAAACAGGAGUGGUGGAACCUAAGAAGUUUGGGCUUCUUGCGAACUGGCAAAGGGAGUACACAAUGGAGACUAUACUAACACAGCUGAAGAAGGAGAUGUCUACGUCGCAUAACCGUAAGCUUGUUCAACCUCCAGAAGGCACUUGCUUCUAGUAGCUCUUGGUUUGUUCAAAAUCUUUGCCCCUUCUCAUACUGAAGUAUGUAUCUGGGGGUACUCCAUUGUCGUUCUCAAGCUUUUUUCUUCUAAAUUUGUGAUAAAAAAAAUGGUCUAUGUGGAUGGUGGUGAUGAUGUUCGAUUGAUCAUCUGAAGUUUAUCCUUGUGUGCAAAUUAUCCAAAAAAAACAGCGUCUUCCCCAAUCCAUGUGUUCAAUCUCUUGAAUUUUACUUGGUUUAUGCUAACAGUUUGUCUCUGUCCUUUUAUGAAAUCGCCCUGGUUGUA